AUGGCAAAAGAAAUGGGGAGGGAUGAUUUUGAAACUAAAAGAAGUGGACUAAGAGAACUAAGAGUUAGAAAACAAGAACAAAAUGAAAAAGAAGAAGAAGAGCUUCCUGUGAGUCCUCUAGGACAAUAUUUGAACAGUUCGAUACUUUCAAUCAGUGUUAUUACUGUUUUAGAAUUAGAAGUUGAAAUCGAUCACACUCGAGCAGUCCCCUGUCUCCGCCAAUUGUUUCUCCCAAUCAAUCCACGUUUCUCCUCCAUCAUGGUGGAAGAUAUAAAUGGAGUUAAACGAUGGAAGAAGGUUGAGGUAAAUUUAGAAGAGCACGUCUACAUACCAAGCUUCUCAUAUGGAAAAUCAGCAGAAUUCUACGAAGACUGUUUGAGAGACUACUUAACAAAAUUAGCUGGGGAAGAGCUUCAAUCCACAAGACCCUUGUGGGAGCUUCACAUAAUCAAAUACCCAACAACUAAUGCACCUAACACUUUAAUUUUCAAGCUUCAUCAUUCACUUGGUGAUGGCUACUCUCUCAUGGGAGCUCUCUUUUCUUCUUUGCGACGAGCAGAUGAUCCUUCUCUUCCAAUUACUUUCCCUUAUGUUCGAAUGCGUUCGAAUUCUACUCUAGAUCCUCCCACUCACUAUUUUAAUACAUUUAUUCCUAAUUUUUUCUAUUCGUUCGUCAACACUAUCUCUGAUUUUGUCGAAAGCAUCAUCAAAAGUAAAUUCAAAAAAGAUGAUAUUACACCAUUAAGAUCCGCCCACCCUCAUCUUCAUCCCAUGAUCAUUACCACUAUCCCUUUCUCUCUUCUUCAUAUUAAACAAAUAAAAGACAUUCUUGGAGCAACGGUAAACGACGUGAUAACGGGAGUGAUUUUAUUGGGAUGUCGACUUUACGUGCAAGAAUUAGAACCCACACCAUCAACUAAAACAGAUUCAACGGCGUUAGUUUUGUUGAAUACCAGGAUGACCAGAAGUUACAAAUCAGUGAAGGAGAUGAUCAAAAACGGCACCGACUCACCGUGGGGAAACCAUUUUGCCUUCUUGUGCGUUCCAAUACCUCAUCUUCAGGAUGCGUCAGAUAAUCGGCUUGAAUAUAUCAGACAAGUGAGAAAAAUCAUUGCUGGGAAGAGAAGCUCGUCGGCGGUUUAUCUCACGGCCUGGUUGCUAGAGGCUGUAAAGAGAAUUCGAGGCCCUGAGGCAGCCUCUAAAUACGUAUAUGACACAUUGAAAAACUCAAGCAUGUGUAUCACGAAUAUGGUGGGGCCAAAGGAGAAGAUGGCUUUGGCAGAUUAUCCAAUUAAAGGCUUGUACUUCAUGCCAGUAGGCAGUCCUCAGAGUCUGAUGAUAAGUAUAAUGAGCUAUAAUGGAGAGCCGAGAGUAGGAGUGGGAGCAGAGAAAGGAUACAUAGAUUUGGACAAGUUCAAGUCAUGCAUACAAAAGGCGUUUGAGAUUAUACUCCAAGCUGCUAUAUCUUAAUUAUAAUUAAUUAAGCAUCUGUUUAGAUUUUAACAAUCAAACAAGUUAAUUAAUGU
Carica papaya (papaya) is the source of this 1526-nucleotide messenger RNA. Its product is annotated as wax ester synthase/diacylglycerol acyltransferase 4-like. The record is from RefSeq and is a predicted model, not a curated record. Lineage: Eukaryota; Viridiplantae; Streptophyta; Magnoliopsida; Brassicales; Caricaceae. Gene Ontology annotation, cellular component: plasma membrane. Gene Ontology annotation, biological process: triglyceride biosynthetic process. Gene Ontology annotation, molecular function: diacylglycerol O-acyltransferase activity.